AACACUUGAGUUCAACAUGGCGUCAUGCAGCAGGGCACAAGUGAUCUCUCUCUACAGGAUGCUUAUGAAAGAGAGUACAAAAUUCCCUUCAUAUAAUUAUAGGACAUACGCACUUCGCAGAGUGAAGGAAGGCUUCAGAGAGAACCUUAAUGUCGCCAACCCCAAAACACUUGAUAUGCUUAUAAAUCAGGCUAGAGAGAAUCUGGCAGUCAUCAAGAGACAGGUGUCAAUUGGUCAGCUGUAUUCUGCUCAGAAGACUAUUGUUGAGAAAGACCCUCGUUUUUAAUCGUCUUAAGCAUCAGAAAUAUAUAAUACUGUGUACUGUGAAUUUAAGGUCUAGUAUAACUCUGUUGGUUAUGUAUACUGGUCUUUAAUGUAAUGUAUGAUGUAAAUGUAUGCUGGUGUAGCUUUUUAUCAAAUAAAUUAAAUAUAUUGCA
Molecule: messenger RNA, 437 nt
Organism: Triplophysa dalaica
Lineage: Eukaryota; Metazoa; Chordata; Actinopteri; Cypriniformes; Nemacheilidae
Gene: lyrm4a
Product: LYR motif containing 4
Exons: 3
Coding region: 17-286 (89 amino acids)
Biological process (GO): iron-sulfur cluster assembly
Cellular component (GO): L-cysteine desulfurase complex; mitochondrion
Source: RefSeq, a predicted model, not a curated record